Molecule: messenger RNA, 2361 nt
Organism: Pocillopora damicornis (cauliflower coral)
Lineage: Eukaryota; Metazoa; Cnidaria; Anthozoa; Scleractinia; Pocilloporidae
Cellular component (GO): Golgi apparatus
Source: RefSeq, a predicted model, not a curated record
GAACAGAAACUUUUUGUUUGGAAAUGGAAAGAGUACUGAACAUUCGCAGACCACCGGAACAGAGCCAAAAUGGAUUAUCGAGAGCUUCAAAAAUAUUUCUUGGCUGUGACAUUUUCCAAGUCGUUGCUGUUGUGGUAUUUCAAGGUUUGAUGAUAGCUCUCGGAGACUUCAGUGCAUAUAAUAAUACUGAGCACCCUGGAAUGGGACCUGGGAGAAGGAUUUAUAUGGCCAUAUACAUGGGUGCAGUUGUGUACACAUGUUUUUUGUGUUUAUUCGCAGUCAAAAGACAGAACUUUAUGGAAAUUAUAGCAUUUGACUUGCAGAACUUUGCCUUCGUUACUUAUAGCUUCAUUCAGUGUAAGUCAUGGGCCUUUUCCUUUUUUCCUUUUGAAUGUAAAUUGGUUCAAGAGAAGUGUAUGAAGGAAUUCGUGAUGAAAUAUAAAGGGGGGGAGGGGAGGGGAGGAAUUUAUCAAAUCUAUGAAGUGUUAUCUUGCCUUUUGAAAAUGGAGGUUUUGUAUUGGGGAAUGUUUGCCAUUGUUCACAGUCUGGUUCUAUUGCGUGACUCACAUAACAUCCUCUAUGUUAUUAGCAUGACAUUUAUACCAUUAACAUUUAUAUAUGCUGGUAUAGGUUAUUACGCGGUACGCCAUGAGAACAGAGUGCUUAUGCUAUUUUUCCUGACUUGGACAUUGGGUGGGAUUGGUUACUUUUUGUAUAAACUUUAUGGGUUUGUUACUCGCACUUGCAAUGGCUGUCCAGAGUUUGAAAUUGAUGGAAAAGACAUCCCUGACGAGGCCUUUAUGCAUUUUGUAUACUUAGGAGCCAUGAAUCUUGUAGUUGCUUCAACAAUAUUUGGCGUAGCAGUAAAAGCCUAUCGAAAUUUUGGAGGUGGAUUAGCGCAGCAUUUCCGCCAAAAAAAGAAACCCCAAAUGAAGUAUUCAGCGCGGCUAAGCCUGGGACGAGCGAGUCAUUGUUACCCAGAGGAGAGCGUGAUUUCUGUUACGUCAUACGACAGCGCAAUUGAUGAAUUCGCAGAGAGUGUUCGAUUGGACAGAGGCAUUUUACGCGCUGCUCAUGCAGCUUUACCACUUCUGGCCGGUAACGGUCACCUUCGGGUUGACCAACGCAGUUGUAGUCUUCCAAAUUUGCUAUCGGAUUCGACGCCAAGGCCUACCUCUUUUCCAGGCCCUUCCGAGGGGGGUAUGAAUUUGCUGAGAGACCGGCUGCAAUCGGAGCAGGGGGAAACAGAUAUAGAAAAGCUAAACUCUGCAAACCUGGAAAGCAUUGCUGAAGAGGAACCAGCUGGAAACUUAGACUCCUAUGAUUACGGACGGAAAAAGGGAUCUGAUGAAAUUUAUCUUCAAGACAGUGAGGCUUCAGUAGACUCGAGUUUUAUUCAGAUAUCAAGAAAUGGUGAUUUUACUUCUAGGGAUCCUAACUCUAAUGGUCGUGUAAGUAACGCGGGGAAAUUGUCCGAACACAGACAGAACGGCCGUGUUCGAAAAACUCCUAUAGAACCAAUGGAUGAAAAUAUUACAAAUGGAUGCGGCUUGCAGUCUGCAAAUAACCACGAAGACACUAUUGCUGACGAUUUUGCGCAAGAUUCGUCGAUGGAAUUUAGGACAGAAAAAUCGUCGCAUCAAAAUGCGCAGAUUUAUCAGAGAAUUGCGCGGCUUCCCGAAGGGGUUGUUUAAGAGCAAGUCACAGAGAGAUUUCGUUGGAGCUAUCUCACGAUAAUUCCAGCCAUUCAUUAGAGAUCUUUAUAUUACAUGACGAGUAUGGCUGCGAGUUCGAGUUCGACCCUGCCUCUUUAUUUCGGUAGGUAGCGCAAUGUCCGUCAAAGCUUAGAGUAAAUUGUAAGUGUGGAAAUUUGAAAAAAAAAAAAAAAAAAAAGAGAGAGAUGGUUGUAUUUAAACGAAUGAAGCUCCUUUUUAAUAGAAACAGAAUUUUUUUUUAAAUUCACAUCACCGUUACUGGUUUAAUGGGUAGGAAUGAUCAAGGAACUAGCUGCUUAUGGCUGCCUUUUGGAAACUGGUGUCUGCGACGUCUUAUUUAAGAAUACUCUGAAGAUGUAAUUUUACAAUAAUUAUUUUCCUGUAAAUAACCAUGACGUUUUUCUUGUAAAAACAUCCUUUCAUCGUUCUAUAUCUGUCGAAAUCGUAAAUACUCCUCAUUUUUAAAUUUUCUUUUAUUUCGAUGCUGUUGUACAGAUAUUAAGUUUUGUUUUUCACGGUCUCUCUUGUUAGGAUCUUUUGUUCGUUCUGUGUUACUUCAAUGCCGUGAUGGGAAUUUGUCUACUUGCAAUUAAAGCCAUUUUCAAUUUUUAUUUAUUAAAAUCAAAAUAAACUGAAAAAAGGAGCA